CCUGGGCGAGCGGGCGCCGUGCGCGUGUCCCGCGGCCAAGCUGCUAAUAAAGUUGCACUGAGGGGAAGCGCAGCGACGGCGCCGGGGGAGUGUGUCCAGCCGGCGGCUGCUGUUAUUACGUGGAGUUUGGAGCCUAAGCUUUGAAAACUCCCAUGUGGCGCCUGUCUUAAGUUGGAGCAUGCUCAGUAGCCAAAAACGGAUUUCGGUUGCAAAAAGAACUGGGGCGAGGAUAGCCCGGGUAUUUGGACGUGUGCCCGAUUCCUAACAAAUGUUCCAAUUCUGGUUUUGAUGGCAUUGAAGAAUGGAGCUGUAGGCCAUCCUGGAGCUGUUUUUUCCCUGUGCAGUGAACCCUGGGAUUGCAAGAAUAGGGAACAACUCAUAAGAGACAAUUUAACAAAAUUUAACCUUCACAAAGGACUUGAACCAAUGAAAGAAUCUUAUGGCACUUAUGAAGAUAAAUGUCACUCCUCCCUUUUUAAUUGGAACUUCUGCUUAGAACCUGUAUGUGACUUUUCAUCUGUGAGCUGUUCUUUGAGUAGCCACUGACUUUGAGUUGCAGGAAGGUCUCUGAAGAUUUAUAUCAAAUGACGUCAAUGGCCAGCUUGUUUUCCUUUACUAGUCCAGCAGUAAAGCGAUUGUUGGGCUGGAAGCAAGGUGAUGAAGAGGAGAAAUGGGCAGAAAAGGCAGUCGAUGCUUUGGUGAAAAAGCUAAAAAAGAAGAAGGGUGCCAUGGAAGAACUGGAGAAAGCCUUGAGCAGUCCAGGACAGCCAAGCAAAUGUGUCACUAUUCCCAGAUCUUUAGAUGGACGCCUGCAGGUUUCCCACAGAAAAGGCUUACCCCAUGUUAUAUAUUGUCGCGUUUGGCGCUGGCCUGAUUUGCAGAGUCAUCAUGAGCUAAAGCCAUUGGAUAUUUGUGAAUUUCCUUUUGGAUCUAAGCAGAAAGAAGUUUGUAUCAACCCAUACCACUAUAAGAGAGUGGAGAGUCCAGUCUUACCUCCAGUAUUAGUGCCUCGUCACAAUGAAUUCAAUCCACAACACAGCCUUUUGGUUCAGUUUAGAAACCUGAGCCACAACGAGCCACACAUGCCACAAAAUGCAACGUUUCCAGAUUCUUUCCACCAGCCCAACAACACUCCUUUUCCCUUAUCUCCAAAUAGCCCUUAUCCCCCUUCCCCUGCUAGCAGCACAUAUCCCAAUUCCCCAGCAAGUUCUGGACCAGGAAGUCCAUUUCAGCUCCCAGCUGAUACUCCUCCUCCUGCCUAUAUGCCACCAGAUGAUCAAAUGGGUCAAGAUAAUUCCCAGCCGAUGGAUACAAGCAAUAAUAUGAUUCCUCAGAUUAUGCCCAGUAUAUCCAGCAGAGACGUUCAGCCUGUUGCCUAUGAAGAGCCGAAACAUUGGUGUUCAAUUGUCUACUAUGAAUUAAACAAUCGUGUUGGGGAGGCUUUUCAUGCAUCUUCUACUAGCGUGUUAGUAGAUGGAUUCACAGACCCUUCAAAUAACAAAAGUAGAUUCUGCUUGGGGUUGUUGUCAAAUGUUAAUCGUAAUUCAACAAUUGAAAACACUAGGCGACAUAUCGGAAAAGGUGUUCACCUGUACUAUGUUGGUGGAGAAGUGUAUGCAGAGUGCCUCAGUGACAGCAGCAUAUUUGUUCAGAGUAGGAACUGCAACUUCCAUCAUGGCUUUCAUCCUACCACUGUCUGUAAGAUUCCCAGCAGUUGCAGCCUCAAAAUUUUUAACAACCAAGAGUUUGCUCAGCUUCUGGCUCAAUCUGUCAACCAUGGAUUUGAGGCAGUGUAUGAGCUCACCAAAAUGUGUACCAUUCGAAUGAGUUUUGUCAAGGGCUGGGGAGCAGAAUAUCACCGGCAGGAUGUUACCAGCACCCCCUGUUGGAUUGAGAUUCAUCUUCAUGGGCCUCUUCAGUGGCUGGAUAAAGUCCUGACUCAGAUGGGCUCCCCUCUGAACCCCAUAUCUUCCGUCUCAUAGUGCAGAAGUAGUCUUUUCAAUUAUAUUAUUAAUGGACUUGUUUUAAUUUUAGGGAAACUUUCAGUACAGAUACUGUGAGCUUACAUGGAAAACAGAUAUUACAGCUUAUUUUUUUUCUACAUAAUUGUGACCAAUACAUUUGUAUUUUGUGAUGAAUCUACAUUUGUUUGUUAUUCAUGUUCAUGUGAUUAACUCUCAAAAGUGUUGUGAGAAAUGUAAAGUAAGUGUUGUACCCCAGUUCACAAGUUUGGCAUUGAUCUUAAACUGGGACAUAAUUUUGCCUUCUUGUCCCAACCAACUUGUUAUUUGUUCAGUUUUUUUGAAAAAGUAAUACAUCACGUGAUGACAAAUUAUAACAGUGUAAGAAGGUGUGCCGUGAAAAGUCUUCCCUUCUCCUCUUAACCCUACAGAAGAUCUACUUUUACCAGUUUCUUUGUCCUACCAAUGUGAAGAAAGUGUAAUUCAUUGUUUUGUAAAAGCAUAUGGUAGAGGCUGAAAAGAAACUAUAAAAAAAAAUCACCCUUUUAUUUGAAGGAACACUAUGCUGCACUGCUCUAACAAGUAGUGUUCAGUAAAAGCAAAGUGAUAGUUUUCUAGGUGAUGUCAUAAAAUUUACAUUUAAUACAGCUAAAUGUUUGUCAGUCUGUUGUGACUUCACUCAGUAUAUCUUUUGUAAAACAUUUCCUUUUUUAAAAAAAAAAAUUUAUUGUAAACAACAGAUCUCCAUUAUAUGUCAUUUACUCAGAAUCUGUCAUAAGUACUACUUUAUAGCUAGUGACAGUGCACGCACGGCCUUGUUCAGCUUUGCUGCUUUUGGCCAAUGUUGUAAGAACUCUAAUUUUGACAUGCAUUAAUCUUUUAUUUUGCACUUUGAUGGGUGACAGUUUCUAGUGUAAUCUUUUGUGAAACACACUCAAGUGACUUGGACUUGGAUGCUCAUCCUUACUUCCUUGGUACCCUUUUGUAUUAACAAACACUGCAGUUUAUAGAUUACAGUUGUAGGAAGUUAUACUUUUUCUAGCUUUUGUUGUAUUUUUCAACCUAGAUUAUAAGACUGUUAUUCUAUAGCUCCAAUUUAAGGUGCCUUUUUAAGUCCCUACCGCUUUAUGGGUGUUAUCCAUGUUGGAAAAUCACAUACUUAAUCCCAUUGCUCUUACUGGCAUCAGUUGCCCUGAGCAAGGAACAGACCUGUGUCCUGUAGCCAGAAGAGCCUCUUCAGUCUGGCCCCAAGUUGAGGCUACUGGUCUGGUACUUGAAUGAAUAAGCAGUGGUUGUGGAGAUAGUUGACUUUAAAAUAUUCACAUAUCAAAGACUGCAGACUGUUCUCAGUUACCAUGCAUGCUGGUUUUUUCCUCUUCUUUUUUUUUUGCACCUCUGUGGUUGCUAGUCUCUCAGAGCACAGUCCUCAAGAGAGGAAAGACAUGGAUACUCUGAAAUACCCGUUCAGUCAGUCAGUCAUGCUUGAAGGCUUUGGGUAAAGAACUUUUAACCUCUUUUUCUAGAGAGCAGUCAAAUGGACACUUUGUUAUGGCAUGAGAACAGAGACAUUAUUUUGAAAAAAAAAAGACUUAAUUUACCUAUUGGAGAAAGCUAUUUUCUGGUGCCUUUUGAAAGUAUAUGGAGCCAUGUCAGUCUUCUAUUUAAAAUGUCAGUUUGGUUUGACUUUCGACUUUGCCCUUUCUGCUUUUAAGAGAAGAAAAAAUUGCAUUUUUUGAGGAAAGGAGAAUGCAGUUGGUUUUGUUCUCUGUGCCAUUAUUUAUUGCUUUUACAAAGUGCAGCCGGUGGGUGGCUUUAGUUCUUUCAGGUGACGAGCCAUAUGUGUUUCAGCUUGCGGUUCUUUGCUGGGUAAAAGGAUCCUUUCUGACCCUCGCCUGAGUUACACAUAAGUUUUACAUGACAUGCAUUCUUCAUCUUCCAGAGUUGUGUCAGCCACAUGAAAGAGAAUUAUUUGCUUCGUGUUCAAACGCAGCUACUUACAUUAUUCUUUUGCUUCCCAGGUUUAUGGCACAAUCUUUGGAACAAAUUUAUAGGAAAAAAAACCAUCCAGGUUGAAUGACAGAUACACGUAAUCAACUUCAGUGGGCUUGAACUGGUGGAAACUAUUGAAUUGUUUUAUUGAUAUUUUCAAUUGAGUUAAGUAAAAAUUGUUUUUAUUCAUGUUACAGCCUUUAGAAAGUUGGCAGAGUUUUAUGUGAUUGGCCUUUUCUGUGUUUUCCCUAAGGAAUUUUAUCUCAUGAAGGGCAGUACUGAAGCUCUUAACUGUUAAAAAGUUUCAUGGAAAAGUAUAAGCCUGUUGUAUUUCCUAAAAGUGAUUAACUCCCCAUCCCUGGAUUUUAAGUGAAAAUUGUAUUCUGUGUAGCUGCUUCUCUAAUUCCCGAGGGUGCCCAAAAUCCAUGGAUGGGAAAUAAAAAUUGCCAGUGACCAAUGAAAAGAAGACACUUCUGAAAGAAACCUUUUCAGAAAAUUACACUUUUAAAUUUUUAUUUAAUCUCUAGAAUGGUUUAUAGUCAAAUUUAUGGAAACAUCAACACCACUGGAACAAUCACGUUUUAUAGCUUGUAUAACAAAUUAACAUAUGUGAGCUGAAAAGACCAGAGUCUGGAAAUAAUAAAAUGACAACUGGUUUGGUAAAUGCAGAAAGAGAAAUGGAAACAAAAUUAAUCUGAGUAAUGAAUUAAUGCAACAGAAAGAUGAUUGGGAAAAAAAUUUAAGAGUUGCAUUUGAUCAGCAUCUCUUCAUAAUAAAGUAUUAUGGUCUUUUUGGUAUUGCUUGGCUUAAGUUAUGGAAUGUCAACUAGUAGGCAUGUUAUUGAUCUGAAGCUAACACUUUUUCCUUAGCGAUUAAAGAAGACAUCAAACAAAAUGUCAAGUCAUAUACAUCAGAAUAUAAAUCAUUUUUCACAUUUUAUUGUUAUAUAAGGAAACUGUGGUAAUAGAAUUGGCUGGGUUUCUGAGUUGAAAUCCACAGUAAGAUUACUAGGUAGUUCAGUGAGCUAUAUACCUCAUAAUACAGAAAGAGGAUAUAGCUACUUUAUACUUUUCACAACAUUUGGGAGUAAGAUAUCCUUUUAAGAUGUAAAAUGAUCAAUAAGUGUUCGGAUCUGAAAUCUCUUGUCAGGAUGAGAACUGGGGCUCACAUUAUAAAACCCUUGAGGGUACCUGUGGGAAACAGUCCUCCUGUAAUAGUAUUCUGUUGAAGGAGAAGGUUUAUACAAAAAAUAAAAUCCUACCAGUAGCAGAGAACCUCCAAAAAGUCUGAUAGUACCUGUUUAAGUACUGUCCUUUACAGAGAGCAUCUAAUACAUCAGCUUAGAUCAAUUUCUUUAUACUCUUUGUAGUUCCUUGCUCAGUAUUACUUUGGAUUGUUAUCACUUUCCCACUUAAAAUAUUUUGGUUAUCUUUCAUACUUAUUGAAGAAGGAAGGCUCUUCUGAUAAUUUUGAAUUCAACUUCCAGUGAUGACUUCAGUUUUAGAUCUGUUAAUAGGGUCUGAGCCCUUCUUUGUCUUAGCAGUUAAAUCCUCACUCCCUCUCUCAGAUAGGAAUAUAGAUGUGUGUCCUCAUUAUAGCAAGGAGCUAGAUAAGCAAGGAUCUUUUAAAGUGGUAGAUAGAGCAUGGUGGUUUCAGGCAUGUUUGGUGAUUUUUGUGGGAGGGAGUUUUCCUGAACAUUGGUUUAUGGGUGGUCUCCUGAGAUACUAAGCAGGGCAGCUUCCUGGGGGUAAUCUCAGGCUUGAGGCCUGUUUCCUCCAGAGCAGCACCCAUUUUCCCGGGUGAUGCCGGUGGGAUUUGGGGAAGGUUUUCUCCUCACAGCAGAUGCAUGUAUGGGAAGUGACAAUUCAAGGCAUUUCUUCUGCAUAAACUGGUGCCUGCUGGACUUAGGAGAGGGGACAGUAUUUAUCCAACCUUUGUUCUGUUGGAUUAUUCCUAAUAGAAGCUUCUCUUCUAAAAUACAACUGUGUUACAACUGAAGUGUUAACCUGAAAUUGGAUGGUUUACAAAAACCAAUGAGAAGGAGUUCACAUAGCAAAAAAAUAUUUUUUUCAAAUAAGAGCUUAUGAUACAAUACUUGCUGGUAGCAGUUGCUGUAAAACAAAUAAUGGGAUGUUUUGGUGAAAAGAUGCAAGUGCAGGAUUCUUCUGUCAUUCAUGGCAGAAUGAAAAAGAUCUGUGUGGUUCUUGUCCAAAUAAUUCAAUUCUGAAAAUUCUUGGAAUCAUCAUAAACCAUUGUCCUUUAAGGAUUCAUUUGAAGGUAGUGUUCUUAAAAAGUUCAGAAUUUUGUGUAUGGGUAGGUUCUUUUCCCUCAGUAAGUAGUGCCUUGUUGAUACUAGCCGGUAUUGACUAUAAUAAAACGACAGGCCAAACAAUUCUACGUUCCUUACUUUUACAAGGAAUUUUUUAGAAUCGGAUUUUUCCCUUCUCAUGUCAUUGGAGAUGAUGUUGCCUUGAUUUAUUCAUGAAGUAUUUUAUGUGUAGGGACUCUUGAAGAUAAUAGUUGGGCAAGUGAUUUUCUUCUUAAUCUGGUGGGUUAAAAUUGCAUUUUGAAAAUCACUUAUUUUAAAAUUGGAUAGGAUUGUAAUCAAGAAAACUGGAUGUUUGUAUGUACCGGCCCAUCUUCUCUUAAAAAGGUUUUGCAUAUGCAGAUGAUAAAGACCAAACCAAUGGCUGCACUAUAGAUCUGCUUCUUAUUUGUACUUGUUCUGCUUCCGUUUUUGUUGUAGAAAAUGAAAUUCUAGCAACAUGUUUCAAUUCUGUUGCCUUUUUGAUACUUAUAAAAAUGUAUUAGGUUUUACUAUAUUGUGCUUUUCAAAGCCAUAGCUCUUAAGAACUUUGUUUUUGCAUAUUGUUUGCUAAUACUUUAUUUUAAUAAAUCUCGAAACCUGCUUAA
Molecule: messenger RNA, 6863 nt
Organism: Callorhinus ursinus (northern fur seal)
Lineage: Eukaryota; Metazoa; Chordata; Mammalia; Carnivora; Otariidae
Source: RefSeq, a predicted model, not a curated record